Messenger RNA from Psammomys obesus (fat sand rat), 3272 nucleotides. It is a transcript of the gene Slitrk4, whose product is annotated as SLIT and NTRK like family member 4. The record is from RefSeq and is a predicted model, not a curated record. The transcript has 2 exons. Gene Ontology annotation, biological process: positive regulation of synapse assembly; axonogenesis; regulation of presynapse assembly. NCBI's taxonomy places the organism in Eukaryota, Metazoa, Chordata, Mammalia, Rodentia, Muridae. Bases 125 to 2638 code for a protein of 837 amino acids. Gene Ontology annotation, molecular function: protein binding. Gene Ontology annotation, cellular component: glutamatergic synapse; membrane.
CAUAGAGACCGUCGCAGAAACUGAGAAACGAGUCAGAACGCCUUGGGACCUCAACAGGACUUCGAACUGCAGAGAUUAUUUCUCUUUAUUCAGAAGCAUAGAGUUGUUUUCUGAUUGCAAGAAGAUGUAUCUUUGGCUCUUUCUGAUUGUGUCAGCCCUGAUUUCUUCGACAAAUGCAGAUACUGAUGUAUCAGUGGAAAUCUGCAAUGUGUGCUCCUGCGUAUCAGUAGAAAAUGUGCUCUAUGUCAACUGUGAAAAGGUUUCAGUCUACAGGCCAAACCAGCUGAAACCACCUUGGUCUCAUUUUUAUCAUCUUAAUUUCCAAAACAAUUUUUUAAAUAUCCUCUAUCCAAAUACAUUCGUGAAUUUUUCACAUGCAGUAUCUCUGCAUCUGGGAAAUAAUAAACUGCAGAACAUUGAGGGAGGAGCCUUUCUCGGGCUCAAUGCAUUAAAGCAGUUGCACUUGAACAACAAUGAAUUAAAGAUUCUCCGAGCUGACACUUUCCUUGGCAUAGAGAACUUGGAGUAUCUCCAGGCUGACUACAAUUUAAUCAAGUAUAUUGAACGAGGAGCCUUCAAUAAGCUCCACAAACUGAAAGUUCUCAUUCUUAAUGACAAUCUCAUUUCAUUCCUUCCUGAUAAUAUUUUUCGAUUCGCAUCUUUAACCCAUUUGGAUAUACGAGGAAACAGAAUCCAGAAACUCCCCUAUAUUGGAGUUCUUGAACAUAUUGGCCGGGUUGUUGAACUGCAGCUGGAAGAUAACCCUUGGAACUGUAGCUGUGAUUUGUUGCCUCUAAAGGCUUGGUUGGAGAAUAUGCCAUAUAACAUUUACAUAGGAGAGGCUAUCUGUGAAACUCCCAGUGACUUAUAUGGAAGGCUUUUAAAGGAAACCAACAAGCAAGAAUUAUGUCCCAUGGGUACAGGAAGUGACUUUGAUGUACGCAUUCUGCCUCCAUCUCAACUGGAAAAUGGCUACACCACUCCCAAUGGUUACACUACUCAAACAACUUUGCACAGAUUAGUGACAAAACCACCCAAAACAACAAAUCCUUCCAAAAUCUCGGGAAUUGUGGCAGGCAAAGCCCUCUCCAACCGAAAUCUCAGUCAGAUUGUGUCAUACCAAACAAGAGUGCCUCCUCUUACACCUUGCCCGGCACCUUGUUUUUGCAAAACACAUCCUUCUGAUUUGGGAUUGAGUGUGAAUUGCCAAGAGAAAAAUAUACAGUCCAUGUCUGAACUGACACCAAAACCUUUAAAUGCCAAGAAGUUGCAUGUAAAUGGCAAUAACAUUAAAGAUGUGGACAUUUCAGACUUCACUGAGUUUGAAGGACUGGAUUUGCUCCAUUUAGGCAGCAAUCAGAUUAUGGUGAUCAAAGGAGAAGUAUUCCACAAUCUUACUAAUCUACGCAGGCUUUAUCUUAAUGGCAAUCAGAUUGAAAGGCUGUACCCUGAAAUAUUUUCAGGCCUUCAUAACCUGCAGUAUCUGUAUUUGGAAUACAACUUAAUUAAGGAAAUCUUAGCAGGCACCUUUGACUCCAUGCCUAAUUUGCAGCUACUGUACUUGAACAAUAAUCUCUUAAAGAGCCUGCCAGUUUACAUUUUUUCUGGAGCACCACUUGCUAGACUGAACCUGAGGAACAACAAAUUCAUGUACCUACCUGUCAGCGGAGUCCUAGAUCAGUUGCAGUCUCUUACACAAAUUGAUUUGGAAGGCAAUCCUUGGGACUGCACUUGUGACUUGGUAGCAUUAAAGCUGUGGUUGGAGAAGUUAAAUGAUGGCAUUGUUGUGAAAGAACUAAAAUGUGAGACUCCUGUACAGUUUGCCAACAUUGAAUUGAAGUCCCUCAAAAAUGAAAUCUUAUGUCCUAAACUCCUAAACAAGCCAUCUGCACCAUUCACAAGCCCUGCACCUGCAAUUACGUUCACCACUCCAUUGGGUCCUAUUAGAAGUCCUCCUGGGGGCCCAGUGCCUCUGUCUAUUUUAAUCUUAAGUAUCUUGGUGGUUCUUAUUUUAACUGUUUUUGUUGCAUUUUGCCUUCUUGUUUUUGUGCUAAGACGCAACAAGAAACCCACAGUGAAGCACGAAGGUCUGGGGAAUCCUGAAUGUGGCUCCAUGCAGCUGCAACUAAGGAAGCAUGACCACAAAACCAAUAAAAAAGAUGGACUGAGCACAGAAGCAUUCAUUCCACAAACCAUAGAACAGAUGAGCAAAAAUCACACCUGUGGCCUCAAAGAACCUGAAAUUGGGUUCAUGUUUUCAGAUCCUUUGGGACAGAAGAUCAUGACAAGAAAUGCUGCUGACAAAGACAAAGAUUUAUUGCAUGUAGAUACCAGAAAGAGACUGAGCACAAUUGAUGAGCUGGAUGAACUAUUCCCUAGCAGAGAUUCCAAUGUGUUUAUUCAGAAUUUUCUUGAAAGCAAAAAGGAGUAUAACAGCAUUGGUGUCAGCGGCUUUGAAAUUCGCUAUCCAGAAAAACAACAAGAUAAAAAAAACAAGAAGUCACUGAUAGGUGGUAACCACAGUAAAAUUGUUGUGGAACAAAGGAAGAGUGAGUAUUUUGAACUGAAGGCAAAACUUCAGAGUUCCCCUGACUACCUACAGGUUCUCGAAGAGCAAACAGCUUUGAAUAAGAUAUAGGUCAUAUAAUCUGACUUCAUACAGAGGACAUUAUUUAAUGAUGAAAGUGCCUUUUGUUGACUUCUAAUUUCCAAAUAAUAUAUUAUCAUUAGGCAUAGAGACAGGUGUUUCCAAGGGUAUCUCAUUAACUGUAGCUGUAAAGAUGUGUCAAGUAAAAAAGAAUUUCCUUAAUAGAUUUUACUACAUAAAACCUAUACUGUGGAGUCCUGUGGGGUUACUGCAAACUCUAUUGCCAAAGGGAUGCUUUAUAAACAUAAUACACUGAAUUUAACCUCAAGAGGCAAAUCCGUUUUGUACCCUGAUGCAAAACCUUCGUCGCUUUGUGCUUUUAAAGCAAACUCAAGAAAACUGGUACCAGUGUUUGUACCUCAGCUGGGUUCUUCAUCUUGCACGUAGAUUAAGUCGAUGAAACUGGAAUAACCCUUUUGAUUUGUGGCAUUGUAACAACUCUGUGUAAAGAUUAUUUGAAAAGUGUGAAAAACAAAUAAGCAUGCAAAGAGAGAACAUUUGAUAGUAUUUGUAAAUCGGUAAAAUUUAUGGCCUGCAUCUUGAAAACACUGGAUUUGUAAUGUUAAAUUGUGGAAAUACUUGUUUAAAAUAUACCAUGCAUUACAUAACUAUAAAAUAAAUUCGA